Messenger RNA from Petromyzon marinus (sea lamprey), 969 nucleotides. The record is from RefSeq and is a predicted model, not a curated record. NCBI's taxonomy places the organism in Eukaryota, Metazoa, Chordata, Hyperoartia, Petromyzontiformes, Petromyzontidae.
AUGAGGCGGCCUUCUCAAGCCGCGUGCACCGCCGCCACCACCACGGCAACCGGCAGCAUCGCGCCGCCGCCACCGCCGCGUCUCACGGGGCACAUAAAGAGGCCCAUGAACGCGUUCAUGGUGUGGGCUCAGAUCGAGAGGCGGCGGCUGAUGGAGCUCUCUCCCGAGAUGCACAACGCCGAGAUCUCCAGGCGGCUCGGACGCCUCUGGAGGCUGCUGGGAGACGCGGAGAAGAAGCCCUUCGUUCGCGAGGCGGAGCGGCUUCGCGCUCAGCACAUGGCCGACCACCCCGACUACAAAUACCGACCACGCAAGCGGGUCAAGGCUCAGCCUCCCGCUACACAGCUACCUCCAUCGUCGUCAUCUCAACGCCUUCCUCCACACCAACCUCGUCACCAUUCUGGGCCGCCGCCGCCGUCCUCUGCCGCGAGAGCAAAGGCAGCGGCAGCCGCGGCGGCGGCAGGAGGCGGAGCGAGGAAGCGCGCUGUGGCCCACGGGCGUCUGCCGGACGAUGCGAGGCGCGCGAGCGACUCCACUGGGAGCAGCCGCAGUCGGGACACCACGAGGUCCAGGCCGCAGAGGCCAGCGUCGGGAGGAGGCUCCGGACUCUGCGAGCAGGCGGCGAGGCACGACGGCGCCAGAAUGGAGGAAGACCCUCGUGGUGAUGAAGGGGAUGGAGCUGCGCUCAUGUCGGGCAGGAGCCGUGGCUACGCGGGCAGCAACUGGUACGAGCUGGACAAGGAGAAAGUUAUGGAGGAGGAGGAGGAGAAGGAGGAGGAUGAAGACGAGGAGAUGGGACGAGACGUGCAGUUGCUGGGCUCGCUGGACCGAGACGUGGACUCGUUGAGUGAGGGCAGUAGUGCGUCUCACUUUGACUUCCCCGACUUGCGCUCUCCCGAGAUGAACGAGAUCCUCUCCGGCUCUCCCUGGCUCGAGUCCAGCUUCUCCAGCCUCGUGUUCACGUACUGA